Molecule: messenger RNA, 3057 nt
Organism: Lecanosticta acicola
Lineage: Eukaryota; Fungi; Ascomycota; Dothideomycetes; Mycosphaerellales; Mycosphaerellaceae
Source: the annotation of a GenBank genome assembly
AUGCCUUAUCUGGACGACAGUCCGCCGCGAGGCGACACCGCGAAGAUAUGGCAAAAAUUCAUCAAGCACUCCAUUCUGCGACGACUACGACCUGCCCAGUUGACAUCGGCAAUCAAAGAACUGCAGUCGAAACACCGCGCAAAACCGAAGGAGAUCGCAGAGCUGCUGAUGAGAUUUCGAGCUCGACCCGGUGGCCUCGACGAGCCUCUUCUGUUCAGGUACGCCGAGCUACUGGUCAGGGAAAAAUAUAUCACUUCAAGCGACCUUCUCCUGGCUUUGCUUCAGAACUCCGGCUACGGAGAGCGCAAAGCCUAUAACAACGUCACCCGACGCACUGGCAUGCCUUCGUGUGAGGAGCAAAUCUUCACCCUCCUCAUGCAGCACCAUGCUCAUACUGGAAUACCGACCGCCGCCCUAGAGCUUCAAAACAUCAUUUUCGCUAUCUGGCGCUGGAUGAAGGCCGUUUGCGGGUACGAGAUGGGCAAGCAGCUCGAGACUGGCGGCAUGCACACGCUCGAUGCCUACUACAUGGGCAUGUACGAAGCACUUGGAAAUCUGGCCGUCAUCGUGCUUGGCAACCAGAGUAUUCGUGUACUUGCGAAGCAGAAGUGGUGGAAGGAGAAACGAGCGCUAGUCGUUACGGAGAUGCGCAACUACGACACCCACGUUCUGCAGUGGAUGAACUCUCAGCGUGGCGGUCAGUUGAAUACACUAACAAGCAUGCUGCCUUUCAUUGAACUCGACGAGAAAGGACGCCCAAAGUUCACGAACGACCAGAUCCUGGCGUCUGUAUCAGAAGUUGCCAGUGUCAACUCGCGGGCGGGCUUGUUCAUCUGGCUCGACGCCGCACUGGUCGCACUUCCAUCAACCCAGGACCCGAUACUUUUGAGCCAUCUGCAGGCGCGCUAUCCUGGCGAUCCACAGUCAAUGAUGGUCGAUCUCAUGGCUGCCGCCUUCGAUGUCUUGACCAAUGCAAUACUCAGAAAGGAGUCCCGACAGGAUGUCAAGGUCGCGCGCUCCUUUCUCUGUAAUAAGGUGCCGGUUGUCAUGGCUAUGCUUUCGGGCAACAUGCCACCUGGAACAGCGGACACCUGCAUUCAAAUGGCUUUGGUUCCGGGAGGCAUGAUCUCUAUGGACCCAUUACCGCCGAUUACAGCAGGGGCGAACGAGGUCAGGGAGAACCUCAAGCAGACGAGGCUUGAUUUUCUCCAGGCAUGCGCUCUUCAUGGCUUGACUUCGGAAAAUACAAUCUCUGGAAUCAUCCAAGGCAGCGUGACCCUUCCUCGCGUCAUCAAGCAAAACAAAGAUACCCUUGUCGCUCAGUGCACCAACAACAUCAGCCGCUUUGAGGCUAUUCUCGAGGAUGUGGAGGCCAUGCAAGGAAAUGCCGCUGCCAUCUCUGGCUGUGUGUUUGAAACUGUCAACAAUCUGUGUAUGAGCAAGGACACCAUGUCUUUGAAGUCCGCCUGCAACGCGUUACUAAAGAAGAUUCCUCGCAUGGACAUUAUCUUGCAAUACGGAGAACCGCGAAUGCUGUUGUCGCCGCUGUGCACACUGCUUAGUGACUGGAUGCACGACCAGGACCAGAGCGAAUUCACGCCGCAGUACGAAGAGUUUGCGUCUAUCCUACUGCUCACGUUGGCCCUUAUUCACAGGUACGAUCUAGAGCUUUCAGAACUCGGCUUGAUGGGCAAUUUUUUCCUCGGCGGCAUUUUGGAUGACUUUUCAAAACCGAACGCCCCCAAUGAGCUAUCACCUGAACAAUCGGCUCAGCUUGGGAAAUGGGUCGAAGGUUUGUUCACUGUUGACGACAACGGCGAGACCAGUGGUAUAAGUGACGAGGUGAUGCGACACUGUGCUCCUCAGGCAUUUUACCGGCUCGUACCUACACUGUUCCAACACAGUGUGCUUGCUUGCAAAUCGAACGCAAUGAAAAUGAAGGCCUUCAAGGGUGGUCUGGAGCUGCUCUUGGAACCAUUCCUGAUCCCUUCAUUGGUGCUGGGUCUGAAAUGGCUUGCACAGCAUUCCUGGGAAGAUCAUGGAGAUGCUGAUGUUCUGCUCCAAGCCUUGGAUAAGCUGCUCAAGCCAUCGAGCAGUUCGGAAGAAACGAAAGCCAUGCACCGUGCGGUUCUCUCCAUUGUCGCCACGCCUCUAUUUGCCUCACUGCAAGAACUACAUCGGAAGCGACCAGACAAGAAGCAGGCUACUGCACUGAGCGACUUACUCAAGCCGUAUGUUGGCCAACAACGAUCUCUAAGCUGCUCUAAGAGUGAAAUGGACGACUGGUUACAACAGGACAGCGAUAUUUCAUCGCACAUUCAACGCAGUGCACGAGACCUUACAGUGUGGGGUGCACAUACGUCAAAUCCUCCCAAUCCACCACCGAAAUUCACAUACAAAGAAUUUGCCUCUGCGCAACAAAUCCUGGAGCAUGGAAAGCUUCUUGACGCAGUCUUGGAUGAUCUCAAACGCAGCGCAAAUUUACCUGUAGCACUUGACGUCUGGAUAUCCAUGAUCUGUGCUCCGACUGUACAGCGAGCCAAUUCGCCCGCUAGCAAUUUCCAAAACAGUGUACGACUCACUGGCUCGAACAUCUCCGGUCUUCUGGAAAAGCCCAGAGCCGAAGCUGAAGCGUUGGUCCGACUAGGUCGGCGUGUCGAAGCUCAGAUCACCGUGGCUCAGAUGCCACCGAUCUCGAUGCCACUUCAGAUGGAAGACCAGGCAACUGCCGACCAACUCAUACAAGAUAUGGGCCUCGAUCUUACUGGCAACGAAGCCGCUACUAAUGGAGAUGGCGGCCUGAACCAGCACAGCGAUCUUGCAGGUCUGGACCAAGCACUGGACCUCACAAAUCCUUCAGACCAGGAGAUUGCAGACAUGGCCGCAAACGCUGGCACUAUGAACUUCGAUGAGAUCGCCAUGAAUAUGGGCCAAGUAUCACAAAGCAGCCAGCAGAUGAGCGGACAGGAUGAUGAUGACAUUUUUGCGGAUCUGAACGAUAUGGAAGGCAUGGGAGACAUGGGCAUGGAUGACCUGGAAGACUUCAACUUUGGCUAG